AUGGCAUCUCCACCGCCGGCCACCGUGAUCCAGAUUCCUAAUUCGCAGACCAACGGCGUGCCAGUGAGAUCACCGACGAUCAUUACAGCCCCGCACAUGCCUAAUAAGGUCGCCGAUGAUGAAUCCACGGCUAUGCCGUCAGCACCCAAUCCCGGGACUGCGACCGACAAGGCGCUGCCUCCAACGUUCACAAACCAUGGGAGUUGCUACCCGGUGAACAGGUGGCUCACCGCAGUACUCGUCGGCGUCCUGGCUGUUCUCUCCCUCUUCUUCUCGUUCACCGACAGCAUCAUCGGCCGUGACCGCAAGCUCUACUAUGGCGUGGCCACGCCCGGCGGCUUCAAUGUGUUCAACUUCUCCAGGGAGGAGGAGGAGCGGGAGUGGGCGCUCGGCGAGCUGCAGCGGCUGCGGCUCCACCCGCUGGACUACGUGCAUGCCUUCUUCACCGCCGUGGUGUUCCUAACCGUUCAGCGACGUUGGGCUCCAGAGGUGCCUCUUCUCCAAAGCUAG
Messenger RNA from Miscanthus lutarioriparius, 510 nucleotides. Lineage: Eukaryota; Viridiplantae; Streptophyta; Magnoliopsida; Poales; Poaceae. The record is from the annotation of a GenBank genome assembly.